AUGGAGAGACGCGCUAGUGCCGGCGGCGGCGGCGGUGCGGCGGUGCGGCGGUGCGGCGGAGCGGCGGAGCGACGGCGGGGCGUGAACGUAGUACGGUCGAGGCCGCCGAGCACGACCGCGACGUUCGCGCGUUUAAUCCCACUCCAAUUUCGGUCGAUGCGAUGUUGUACGGGACCCGCGCAUGACUACAGUGAAAUUGUGGACAUCCUGGCGGUCGUCGGGACUGGCGUUGCGCGCAGCGUUACGCGCACGAUCGAUAGCGCGUGGCGCGCGCUGCGGCAUACACAAAACCGUCCCCGCGCUCGUGGAAAGCGCGUGCCGCCCUUGCGA
This is a messenger RNA of Iphiclides podalirius (scarce swallowtail), 330 nucleotides long. The record is from the annotation of a GenBank genome assembly. Lineage: Eukaryota; Metazoa; Arthropoda; Insecta; Lepidoptera; Papilionidae.